This is a messenger RNA of Acytostelium subglobosum LB1, 1155 nucleotides long. RefSeq lists its product as hypothetical. The coding region runs from base 1 to 1155 and encodes 384 amino acids. The record is from RefSeq and is a predicted model, not a curated record. The transcript has a single exon. NCBI's taxonomy places the organism in Eukaryota, Evosea, Eumycetozoa, Acytosteliales, Acytosteliaceae.
AUGGAACCGCCCCAGCUUGAGGAGAUCGACGAGGGUGUGGCGAGACUGCCCCGCGAGGAGGUUGAGGGAGUGGCAGUGAACGACGAGGCGCCUGAGCACAACAACUACGACCGACUGAUCGAGAAGCAGAACGCAACUCAUGGCCUCGUCGAGCAGACCCACGCCAGCAUACAGGACAUCAAACAUUCGUUGAACAAACGGUUUGAUGAGGAUAUGGACCGAUUCCAUAGGCAAGCAGUUAACGAGGGCAAAAGGUACCAACAAGAGAAGGAGAGAGUGCAGGUUCAGCAUGACCAGACUAAUUUAUUACGCCAACUUCGCGGAUUGCUGACAGAGGAAGAGCAACUAGAGAAUGACUCGUCGUCAGAGGGCAAUGAACAACGGCAACAUGUGUUGGCAAUGAUCGAAGUAGCCAAGCGGAAAUUGGAGGAUGCCCAAACAAAGAAGGUGCUGGAUAAGACUAUCAAUGAGCAGAUACAUGAGCGCGAGAUGGAUGAGAUAGAAACCAACAAACAGAAAGCGAUAAAGGAGAUGGCAACAUUGCAUUCUAUCGUGUCAGAGCAGCCCAAGCAACCACAACCAUCACGACUCAGGAAGCCCAUGCCCAGCACCAUGCCCAAGGUAAAGUCAGAGCCUAUUGACGAGCCGUCUCCUUACAGUACGCCUCCACAUCCAACAACAUCAACUACGACGACAACAGCAUCGACAACGUCAACAGCAGUCAACAACAACAAUAACAAUAACAACAACAGGAGAGUCUCGAUCACAUCCUCCAGUCUCAAGGCAACGAAGGCGAUACCAGCAGAGUUGACACCCAAGGUCAUGGUAUCAGUGCAGCACUACUUGGACACAGGAUACCCAAUCAAUAACCUCAACUAUGACCUAGGGAAGGACUUGAAGAACGUGCCCUAUGAGGAGAGAAAUAAACUCAAGAGAGAACUGAUAUCAGAAGCAGGAACGAUGGCGAGACUACAGGCAAUGGAUUCUCUCAAACCAAUCCCAACGUCACUGGCACCUCAAGUGUUGGAGUUUGUCAAGCAAUACUACGACAGCGACAUCGCCUCACAACAGCUGUACAAUGAGUUAAAGAAGGUGUUCAAGGGCCACAGAGAAAGACAGAAUUGGACUCUAUUUAUAAUGAAGUCAAAGGCAUGA